Messenger RNA from Pocillopora meandrina, 899 nucleotides. Lineage: Eukaryota; Metazoa; Cnidaria; Anthozoa; Scleractinia; Pocilloporidae. The record is from the annotation of a GenBank genome assembly.
AUGCAGAGUAAGCACUGCUUAACAUCUGUUACCCUGCCAGACAGUGUUACAAUUUUUAGCACUAACAUAAAUGUACACGUUAAUGAAGUAAGUCACAGAGAAUUAAGUAAUUUAACUGAAAGCAGAACAUCUUUAGAGACCUUAAUUUUAAGGAACCACAGUGGGAAAACAGGAUAUUUAAUGUGGAUUUUAAGUUACUGUAUAACUUGUAUUAUCAACAAAAUACAAAGGUGAAGCAAUUGUUUUCUCUUCUGACAUAUGAAGACAGUCAUUCACCUGCAAUUAAACAGACAAUACACAUUCAUGGUGUGGAUAAUCUAGUAGAGGAAAUUAAUAUUAUUCAAAAUAAACAGGAAUGUCAGACUAUGGAAUAUGAUAUACAAUUUAUUUGCUGUUCAUGUAAAAUUACUGAAAUUGAAAGGAAACACAUCAUGAGAAAACACAGAAAAAAACAUACUUAUGACAGUAUGGAACCCAUUGCCAAUUGGUAUAUUCAGUAUUGUUUUCUGUAUUGCCAGCUAUUCAAUCUUUUUUAGCCCAGUUGCUUGGCAUAGCAGUGGUCCUAACAAUAAUCAUUGGAGAUUUUAUCUUAACUUGAGCAUCCCAUGAACAAAAUAAUAGAGAAACAUGUUUCAUACAUUUGUACAAGGCUGUACAGAUCAAUGAGUGGGAUAACAUCAUGAUUAUUAAUGACUGAAAAAAAUAAACAAGUUUCUGGCUGAAAUAAAUUUUGGCAGUUGUGUUAAUAUGUAUGUACUGAUGUCUUCAAUGUUAAUUAUUUUGUAAAUAAAGCAAGGUACCUAAAGCAUCAAACUUAAACAAAGUAUUCUUUUGGUAGAGAGGCCUGUGGUUCUGGACAGAGGUUUUAUGUAAGUAUUUACUCUUUGUGGAUAAUCUAG